Molecule: messenger RNA, 1164 nt
Organism: Salarias fasciatus (jewelled blenny)
Lineage: Eukaryota; Metazoa; Chordata; Actinopteri; Blenniiformes; Blenniidae
Product: reducing polyketide synthase DEP5-like
Source: RefSeq, a predicted model, not a curated record
AUGUAUCCUGUGGUGGCUACUAGUAAGGCUGAUGACCGGAAGCUGUCUGCCAUUCCACUGUUGCCAACAAACACACUGCUUUUUCGAAAGAGAGCCGUGUAUAUAGUCUCAGGUGGUCUUUCAGGUCUGGGAUUUGAAACUGUCAAGUUCAUUUCUCAAAGAGGCGGUGAGUACAUAGUAAUACUCUCAAGGAGCAAACCAAAACCUGAUGUACAGCAAGAGAUACUCAACGUGGAGAAACGGUGUGGCAACAGCAUCACCAGCAUGGAGUGUGACAUAUCUGUUUCUGAGCAUGUGCACAAGGUUAUUUCUGCCAUCAACCUUAAGUUUCCCGGUUGUCCGAUUAGGGGGGUGUUUCACAGUGCAGUUGUCUUGCGUGAUGGGCUGAUUGAAACUCUUGACAGAUCUCUGUACGAGGAGGUUUUUAGACCCAAAGUCAAUGGUGUCCUGAAUCUGCAUCAUGCAACGCAGAAGUGCGAGUUGGACUAUUUUGUGUGCUACUCCUCCAUCUCUGCUUUUCUGGGAAAUGCAUCCCAAACAAACUAUGCAGCAGCCAACUUUUUAGACCUGUUUUGUCAGUACAGGCGCAAGCUUGGGCUGCCUGGACAGUCUAUCAACUGGGGUGCCAUGAACCUUGGCUUGCUUUUGAACAAAACAUUUCCAGCGAUUUCUGGAGGCAAAGGCAUAAUGGUUUUAGGUGUGGCUGAGGUUCAUACAAGCUUGGAGCAAUGUCUUGUGCUCAACCGACCCCAACAAGCUGUGUGCAGGUUUCAUUUCAGGAACAUCCAAAACAUCCUCUCUCAAAAUAGAGCCCUGAAAAUGCGUCUGUCAGCAUUAGUUGAGGAGGUUUUCCAAAAAUCGGAAGAGAUGGAGUGGGAAGAUAAAAAAACUGAUGUCUCACCAAAACUCUAUGUGAUCUCUCUGCUAAGUGAGACCAUAGGCCUGGAGCAGGGUGAGCUGGGAGAUGACACAAAUCUGUCCUCCUUGGGCAUUGACUCCAUGCAGGCCAUGACUCUGCAAAAUCUGAUCUUUCAGGAGAGAGGUGUGAAUGUGCCUUUGGUGAAACUGUUGGAUCCUGAUGCCACAAUAUCAACAGUGAUCACCAUACUGAGUGAAGCAGCUCAGGGUGUGCAUGACAGUGAAAUGGAAGUUUCCUCCAGCUGA